GCAGUCGCUGCGAUCAGUUGAGUUUUGUGCGUUGUGCGGUUAAGUAGCGCGUUCUGCUCCGGACCCCCCUUUCAGAGCUCACACAGUGAGAUCAAUCAGUGCACACCACCGAACACACACACGCUUACACAUACGCAAGAAGGAUCGAGCGAUCCAUAUUCAGGUUCCGUUAGAGGUCCAGGCUCCAUUCAGCUCAGUUGAGUUUGGUUGAGUUGCUAAGCAGUUGUCCUCCCGGCCACGCCCACUGUGACUUGCUACGUCCCACGCUUUAAGAAUUUGUUAAAUUGUUACACUAAAGCCCCAUAAAGCAAAAUGAGAGAAAUUGUGCAUCUGCAGGCCGGACAGUGCGGCAACCAGAUUGGCGCUAAGUUCUGGGAGAUCAUUUCGGAAGAACAUGGCAUUGACAGCAAUGGCAUCUACGUGGGCGACAGCGAUCUGCAGCUGGAACGUGUCAGCGUCUACUACAAUGAAGCAUCUGCUGUGAGCCGUUCGUCGGGCGGCAAGUAUGUGCCGCGCGCCAUCCUUCUGGAUCUGGAGCCAGGCACCAUGGAGUCGGUGCGUUCCGGUCCCUAUGGCCAGCUCUUCCGUCCGGACAACUUCGUGUUCGGUCAAUCAGGUGCCGGCAACAACUGGGCCAAGGGACAUUAUACAGAGGGCGCCGAGCUAGUGGACAAUGUCCUCGACGUGGUCCGCAAGGAGUGCGAGAAUUGCGACUGUCUUCAAGGCUUUCAACUGACGCAUUCGCUGGGCGGCGGCACUGGCUCUGGCAUGGGCACCCUGCUCAUAUCGAAGAUUCGCGAAGAGUAUCCGGAUCGCAUAAUGAACACCUAUUCGGUGGUGCCAUCGCCAAAGGUGUCCGAUACGGUGGUGGAGCCGUACAACGCCACUUUGUCCAUCCAUCAGCUGGUGGAGAACACAGACGAGACGUACUGCAUCGACAACGAGGCGCUCUACGACAUCUGCUUCCGCACACUGAAGGUUUCGAAUCCGAGCUACGGCGACCUCAACCAUCUCGUCUCGCUAACUAUGUCCGGCGUCACUACCUGCCUGCGCUUCCCCGGCCAGUUGAACGCCGAUCUUCGCAAGCUCGCUGUGAAUAUGGUACCAUUCCCGCGUCUGCACUUCUUCAUGCCCGGCUUUGCGCCGCUCACCUCGCGCGGGUCACAGCAGUACCGCGCCUUGACCGUACCGGAGCUGACCCAACAGAUGUUCGACGCCAAGAACAUGAUGGCCGCCUGCGAUCCACGUCACGGACGCUACCUGACUGUGGCCGCCGUCUUCCGCGGUCGCAUGUCCAUGAAGGAGGUGGACGAGCAGAUGCUCGCUGUGCAGAACAAGAACAGCUCGUACUUUGUCGAAUGGAUACCGAACAAUGUGAAGACCGCCGUCUGCGACAUACCGCCCAAGGGGCUGAAGAUGUCCUCGACAUUCAUUGGCAACACCACCGCCAUCCAAGAGCUGUUCAAGCGCAUCUCCGAGCAGUUCUCAGCCAUGUUCCGUCGCAAGGCCUUCCUCCAUUGGUACACUGGCGAGGGCAUGGACGAGAUGGAGUUCACCGAGGCGGAGAGCAACAUGAACGAUCUGGUCUCGGAGUAUCAGCAGUAUCAGGAGGCCACCGCCGACGAUGAGUUCGAUCCCGAUGUUAACCAGGAGGAGGUCGAGGGCGAUUGUAUUUAAUGGUGUGGCCAGAGGAAUGAGGUGCGUGCGUGAGCGUCUACUGUUUGGUGGCCAGCACGCUUUACUGCGCUCCAUGCGCCA
Molecule: messenger RNA, 1758 nt
Organism: Drosophila hydei
Lineage: Eukaryota; Metazoa; Arthropoda; Insecta; Diptera; Drosophilidae
Gene: betaTub60D
Product: tubulin beta-3 chain
Exons: 4
Coding region: 313-1677 (454 amino acids)
Biological process (GO): mitotic cell cycle; microtubule cytoskeleton organization
Cellular component (GO): microtubule; cytoplasm
Molecular function (GO): structural constituent of cytoskeleton; GTPase activity; GTP binding
Source: RefSeq, a predicted model, not a curated record